Molecule: messenger RNA, 651 nt
Organism: Prorocentrum cordatum
Lineage: Eukaryota; Dinophyceae; Prorocentrales; Prorocentraceae
Source: the annotation of a GenBank genome assembly
AUGUCCGUGAUGGCGUGGUCCCUGACCAACGAGGAGAGGUCCAAGGUGCGCGACGCCUUCCUCAGGAUAGACGCGAAUAACCAAGGCACGAUCACGUUGCUGGAGCUGAAGGGCGUGCUGACGACGGAGUUCCACCUGGAGGACGAGCGGGCGGCGGAGAUCUUCAAGGCAUUGGACACGGCGAAGAACGACGAGAUCCAUUACUCGGAGUUCCUCGCGGCGAUGGUUUCCACACGCAUCCACAUGCACGACCACCUCCUGGCGUCCACUUUCAAGAAGUUCGACGCCGACAACUCUGGGUAUAUCUCGCUGGACCGAGAACCUCAAGUACGUCCUCGGCGAUUCUUUCGACGGCGCGGAGGUCGACAGGCUGGUGCAAGAGGCGGACAAGAACAACGACGGCCAGAUAUCUUACGAAGAGUUCAUCAGUUUUUUGAAGGACAGACGGCGACGCGAGCGCGGAGCACACAGAGGCCGCGGGCAAGAUCAUCGACAGGGCCCAGAUGGAGCCGGGUGCGCCCGCCGCAGGCCAGCCUGGCCUCAAGGCGAAGACAGGAAACGGCGACACUGGCGAUGCCUCGAAGGUCGCGCCGGCGCUGGCGCCCGCCGCCGGCGACAAGAAGCCGGCCAAGAGCCGGGGCUGCGUUUUGA